UUCUUUCUUUUUUUUGUACAUUCACUCCUGUUUACGGCAAGUGGAUGAUGCGAACGCAGAGGCAACGUGCAUGCGAUCCACCUAACGGAAUCUUUUUCUCUCCUCGACCUGAUACAGAGCACCACACGGCCACACCAGCCUCUGCUCCAUGCUGCACAAGAAUAUUUAAUUUUCAAGUACUAUAUAGGUUGAAACUUAACUAUACAAUAUAGUACUACGCGCUUCCGUUCACAUUGCAUUUUUUUUUGUUUGAUCCAAGCUUGGUCUGACCGGUCAGCGUAUUGUAUGAAAGUGCACGAACUUGCAGUGGCAUUAUAAUCAACACAUGAUACUCGUGUGUGUUAACGAAAACGCUGUAUACUGAAAAUGGAAUCAUAAUCAACACAUGGUACGUGUGAAGGCAAUUUGACACAUAUUUGCAGUUGACGCAAACUAAGUAUGCAAGUCGGAUGUGGCUACCAACCGUUGCACACGCCAUCUCGGCUCUAUAUAUACCGGCCAAAAGGCGGUUCUCAGUUCUCACCAGUACACAGCUCAGUUUGGAACUAGCUUGGAAGUCGAGAUAUACAUACAUAUCCUCUGUUGCCUAUUGCAACUUCUAGUAGUUCGGAAAAUUUCUGCAGAUUGAGAUAUGGGUUUUGAUCGUGCCAACACGGCUAACUGUGUCGCCACUGGCCGCGGACGCACCGUCUGUGUGACUGGCGCCGGUGGUUUCAUCGCGUCUUGGCUCGUGAAGCUCCUCCUAGAGAAGGGGUACGCCGUCCACGGCACGGUCCGGAACCCCGAUGACGUGACAAGGAAUGCGCACCUGAGAGCCUUGGAAGGGGCGGCGGAGCGGCUGACCCUCUUCCGGGUGGACCUGCUGGACAAGGAGAGCCUCGUCGCUGCAUUCCAAGGAUGCGAAGGGGUCUUCCAUACCGCAUGCCCCGUCACCGACGACCCGGAAAAAAUGAUCGAGCCGGCGGUGAACGGGACGAGAAACGUGAUCAACGCUGUGGCGGAGGUGGGCGGCAUCCGGCGUGUGGUAAUGACGUCGUCGAUCGGCUCCGUGUACAUGGAUCCUCGCCGCAGCCUUGAUGGGGAGGCCAACGAGACAUGUUGGAGCGACCUCGAGUUCUGCAAGGACACAAAGAACUGGUACUGCUAUGCAAAGACGGUAGCGGAGCAGGCCGCAUGGGAGCUUGCCAAGGAGAGGAAGCUCGACCUCGUGGUGAUCAACCCGUCUCUAGUGUUGGGACCUCUGCUACAGUCGGCGGUGAACGCCAGCACGUGGCAUAUCGCCAAGUACCUUGACGGCUCGGUGCAGACGUACACCAAUGCGGCACAGGCAUACGUGCAUGUCCGUGACGUCGCGGACGCGCACGCGCGUGCGUACGAAAUACCUAACGCGCAUGGCCGAUACCUCUGCGCGGGGCGCACGUUGCACCGCGCCGAGGUGUGCCGUAUCCUCGCCAAGUUCUUCCCGGAGUACCCCGUGCCCACGAGGUGCAAGGAAGGGGCGGGCGAGAUGAAGAAGGGGUACCGGUUCAGUAGCCGGAGGAUCAUGGAGCUUGGUGUCGGCAUCACGCCGGCGAGCCAGUGUCUCUACGACACCGUCACGAGCCUUCAGGACAAGGGCAUCUUACCCCGUCGCGACGUUGAUAUGUCCUGACAACUCCAUGGCCAUGGGCACCUUGGUCAAGUCAGAUGCGUGCCCCCAAGUCGUGGCAUUGUAUUCUCCAUUUCCUCCUCAUUUGUUCACCCAUUAAUUUAAGUGAUUUUUAUUGAAAAAAUAUGUCCAAAUCUUUACUUGUCGCCAUUAAAAUCUCAGACCGAGUAGCCGAAACUUAUGAGUCUUUGGCGAGAUGCACACCAUGUUCAUUGGCAGCGUUCUCAAGAU
Molecule: messenger RNA, 1879 nt
Organism: Aegilops tauschii subsp. strangulata
Lineage: Eukaryota; Viridiplantae; Streptophyta; Magnoliopsida; Poales; Poaceae
Product: cinnamoyl-CoA reductase 1-like
Molecular function (GO): oxidoreductase activity, acting on the CH-OH group of donors, NAD or NADP as acceptor
Source: RefSeq, a predicted model, not a curated record